GGAGCCAGCAAGGCGUAAGGAGUGAAAAUCCCGGGAAAAAGAAAAGACUCUGAAAAGAUGAUACUUUCACGCGGAAAAACCGACUCGGCGAGCUCGAGGAACGCCAGCGGAGGACCUGGCAGUGGACUCGGAGUCGGCAGGCAGGCGAGGAAGGCCCCGGCACCGGCCUCCCUGGAGGAUUUCAUCAUCAAGCGGGACUACACGGGUGCCAGAGCAUUCCUGGAGUACGCCAACGAUGAUGAGGACGAGGAGGAGGGUGCUCAUGGACCCAAGCAGAGUCAGGUGGAUCAGUGGAUUGCCUUUUGCAAUUUCCAUCUGGGUGACUACCACCAGGCACUCGCUCAGUACAAGAGCAUUCAUCAGAGUUCCCCGAGUGCCGAUGGCAAAGUGGAUCUUAACCUGGCCGUCUGCAUGUUCUACUUGGGCCUGUACGAGGAGGCCCAGCAACUGAUGGCCAAUGCGGCUGACAACCCGUUGAAGCAGCGACUUCUCUUCCACUUGGCCCACAAAUUGGGAAACGAGGAGGAGUGGAGCCAGUUGCAGGAGGAGCUGCAGGACUCUUCGAGUUUGGAGCAACAACUCAGCCUGGCCUCCAUGCACUAUAUGCGGGCCCAUUACCAGGAGGCCAUCGAUGUGUACAAGCGGGUUUUGGUGGACAACAAGGACUACCAGGCCAUAAACGUGUACUUGGCCUUGUGUUUCUAUAAGCUGGACUAUUACGACAUGUCCCAGGAGGUGCUGGACGUCUAUCUCAGUCAGCAUGGUGACAGCACCAUUGCCAUAAACCUAAAGGCCUGCAAUCGUUUUCGGUUGUUCAACGGUCGAGUUGCUGAACAGGAAAUCAAGAACAUAGCCGAUAAUGGCACUUUUGGUGCGGAUCUUCUGCGCCACAACCUGGUGGUUUUCCGGAAUGGCGAAGGAGCUCUACGUGUCCUGCCGGGACUACUUAAUAUCAUUCCGGAGGCUCGUUUGAAUCUGGCUAUAUACUAUCUCAAGCAAGGAGAUGUCCAGGAGGCACAUGCUCUGAUGAAGGAAUUGCAGCCCACAUCGCCGCAUGAGUACAUUCUCAAAGGUGUGGUGCACGCUGCACUGGGGCAACAACUGGGAUCGAAAGAGCACAUCAAGACAGCCCAGCAGAACCUUCACUUAGUGGGAAGUUCGGCCACAGAAUGUGAUACAAUUCCGGGUCGUCAGAGUAUGGCAUCGGCAUUUUUCCUCUACGAACAGUUUGAGGAGGUGCUGGUGUACAUGAACUCCAUUCGCAGUUACUUUGUGAACGACGAUGUGUUCAACUACAACUUUGCCCAGGCGAAAUGCGCCACGGGAUAUUACAAGGAGGCGGAGGAGCUGCUAAUGCAGAUCUCUGAUAUGGACAUAAAGAAUCAGCACACCUACUGCAUGAUCCUGGCCAAGUGUCACAUUCACUGCGGUCAUCCGGAGUUGGCAUGGAAUGUGUUCAUCACGAGGGACACAAAUGCAGAGGCGUUUAUCCUGCUGCAAUUGAUUGCCAAUGAGUGCUACAGAUGUGCCGAGUUCUGGGUGGCAGCCAAGGCCUUUGAUAUGCUCGAAAAGCUUGAUCCCAGUCCGGAGAAUUGGGAGGGCAAGCGGGGAGCCUGUGCCGGAGUUUUGUUCGCCUUGUCCACCAAGGCUCAACGAGGUCGUCCUGGCGGAGGAAUUUCAGAGGUCAUUGGACUUUUACGCGACUCAUCAAACUCACAAGCAGAGGCCAUGAUUAAAACCAUAAGAAAGCACAUAAAUAGCUUUAAAUAA
Drosophila rhopaloa is the source of this 1770-nucleotide messenger RNA. RefSeq names its product intraflagellar transport protein 56 (gene Ttc26). Gene Ontology annotation, biological process: intraciliary anterograde transport; intraciliary transport involved in cilium assembly. Gene Ontology annotation, molecular function: intraciliary transport particle B binding; protein binding. The coding region runs from base 58 to 1770 and encodes 570 amino acids. Gene Ontology annotation, cellular component: ciliary basal body; intraciliary transport particle B; ciliary base. The transcript is spliced from 5 exons. The record is from RefSeq and is a predicted model, not a curated record. Lineage: Eukaryota; Metazoa; Arthropoda; Insecta; Diptera; Drosophilidae.